AUGUCGACUCCAACCAACCCCUCGAAUGGCCGGACGCCAACGGGGUCGAACGGAGCUCCCCCCAUGCGAAUCCGCCGGCCCAGGGCAGCAGACCCGCUGGUUCGCCCAAAGAGAAGACCAGUGAGACCUGCUGGAGCUCCUCCCGUCGGUAGCACUGCUACUAAGACCUUGCCUACGCGACCCCCGACUUCGAACACCCAGCAGCCCUCUCAGCCUGCGGUGCUACCUGCGCCUCCCGUGAAGGCAGAACAUGCCGUGAACGGGUUUAGCGGCCCUUUACUGUCCGAAAAAUACGUCGACUAUCCGUUGGUGACGACAAAACGAGCGUUGCGAGAGGGACUGAAAAACCAUAUCGCUCGAUUUGCCUCGAAACGAAGUGUCGACCCACGCGAUGAAUCGCAAUUCACCCGACCUGUGAGGUUACAUCGUCGGGAUCCACGGACGCGGUCGCAGGAUCCGAAUAUUGAUAAGAUCUUGGGACCCGAUGGUCAACAACUCGAUGAGGCAGAGCGGGAGGCACUGGAUGCUAGGAGAGCGGCCCGAGAGAAGGAGCGCGCAGAAAAUCUGGCACAGAUUGCGCCUUCUGUGGGAUCAGUCGGCAAACGACCGAAUGCUCCUAAGCAGAAAACGCAACAGGUCUUUAAGUCGGACUUGACGCCCGAGGAGAUCGCGAAGGCUCGUAUCAAGUAUGAGGAGGCGCUUCCAUGGCACCUUGAGGAUUUCGAUAACCGGAAUAUCUGGGUGGGUAACUAUGAAGCAGCGCUGUCAGAGACCCACGCGGUGUUUGUGCUUGAAAACGGCAAGAUGCGAAUGAUACCUGCCGAGAAGUGGUACAAAUUUAGUGCCAAAAGCCAAUUCAAGGCUUUGACAAUUGAGGAAGCAGAGAAGUACAUGGCAAAGCGAGUCAAGGACCCGCGCUGGUUCAUGGAGAAGCAACAAGAAAUCGCACAGCAGAAGGAAUUAGAGCAGUAUGCCAAACACCGAAAGGUUUUUGCUGGAAAGCAAGGCGUCCUUGCUGGACGAGAGGGGCUUGAGGCUAGUGAGAUGGACUUUGAAGAGGAUCGAUUUGCAGAUGAUGAAGAGCAUGACGACCUUUUCAACGAGCAAGACGAAGAUUCCAAGGCCGCCGAAAAAAGAAUCAAGGAGGACCAAUUGAAGGCGAAUGUAUUCGACCUCAAGGAGGAGAAAGACUACGAGGAAGAAGAGAUGCGCGAGAAGAAGGAGCGUGAAGCUCGCAAAGUCCUGGGCAAAAAAGUUCGAAAGGCUCUCAAGAAAAGAGAAAGGAACUAUGACUACAGCAGCGGCUCCGAUGCGAACCCUUAUACUGACGAAGAGAGCUCUGAUGACAGCGAAACCGAGCGACAGAAAGAAGAAGAACGCAAGGCCGAAGAAGAAAAGAACCAGAAGGAAUCGGCCUCGUCUUCCAAGGGCUCCAACACACCAUCGGGCCGACCGAAACAUACCGAUCCACUGAAGAAGUCGGCCGCUUCUCGGAAGAGGCUGGGGUCACCCAAUGCCUCUGAUGCCAGUGGAACAGACACUUCUCGGAAGAAGGCGAAGAACAAGCAUCAGUCCUCGCAGCCAACUUCUCAACCCACUUCUCGCCCUAUUUCUCCAUCCGCAUCGCAGGCCGGCAAAAAGCGCGUUCGAAACAUCCUGGGUGGAUCUGGGUCUGGCAGCGAUGUCGAUGCCGGGGCAGGAUCUGGAGGCGAAAUGAGCGAGAGUGGCAAGACCAAGAAGCUCAAGUUGAACCCACCUUCGGCGGCCUCCCGUGGAGGUACACCGCAUGGCUCCCGAGCUGGAAGCCCUGUUGCCGGCAACCGGAGCUUCUCCGGCAGCCGAGCCAGCAGCCCCGAGGGAACCGCUCGAGCUCGUGGCACGCCUGGACCGACUGGAUCAUUCCCUACCCCUGCAGAGGUUCAUGCGGCUAUUCCGCCGUCGGGUAUUCUGACCGGUGAUCUCUCGCGAGCAUUCCGAUCUCGUCUUGGUCCAUCCAAGGAGAACCACCAGCGGUUCAUCGAGAUUGUCAAGAAAGUCAGUGUGUACGGCAAAGAAGAUCGUAUGCUGCGUCCCGGCCCUUGGAAGGAGACUUGA
This is a messenger RNA of Penicillium cinerascens, 2094 nucleotides long. RefSeq names its product transcription factor IIF subunit TFG1. Lineage: Eukaryota; Fungi; Ascomycota; Eurotiomycetes; Eurotiales; Aspergillaceae. Gene Ontology annotation, cellular component: transcription factor TFIIF complex; nucleus. The coding region runs from base 1 to 2094 and encodes 697 amino acids. Gene Ontology annotation, molecular function: TFIIF-class transcription factor complex binding; RNA polymerase II general transcription initiation factor activity; DNA binding. Gene Ontology annotation, biological process: positive regulation of transcription elongation by RNA polymerase II; transcription initiation at RNA polymerase II promoter. The record is from RefSeq and is a predicted model, not a curated record. The transcript is spliced from 4 exons.